AUGUCUGAGAGGAGCAGUUAUCAGGAUGACGACUGCGCCUCCCUGCUCUCUAAGCUGGGCUCCGACUCUCCGCGGCCUCGGAUGAAGUACGGAGGAAUGUUCUGCAGCGUUGAAGGAGCGUUCGAGAACAAGACUCUGAACUUUGAGUCGUUCAGCCCGCAGACGCAGCGACGCCGAGCCGCUCGCAGUCGGACCGACGACCAUGUUGGAGGAGGAGGAGGAAGAGGAGGUCAGACGGUGGUGUUUCCCUCCGGACACACAAGGGAGAACUACGGCAAGAGAGAGGGCGACCGUCUCAUCAUCAAAGGAGGAAAGAUCGUGAAUGACGACCAGUCGUUCUACGCUGACGUCUACAUCGAGGACGGGACCAUCAAGCAGAUCGGGGAGAACCUGAUCGUCCCCGCCGGCGUGAAGACGUUGGAUGCGUACGGUCAGCUGGUCAUCCCCGGAGGAGUCGACGCCAACACCAACCUGCACGCUCCGCAGAAAGGCCUGAACCCCGCCGACGGCUUCUACCAGGGAACCAGAGCCGCCCUGGCCGGAGGAACCACCACCAUCAUCGAUCACGUGUUGGUGGAGCCGGGGAUCAGUUUACUGUCGGCGUUCGAACAGUGGAGGGACGCGGCCGAUCUGACGGCUUGCUGCGACUAUUCGCUGCAUCUGGACAUCACGCGAUGGCACGAUGGACUCUACGAAGAGAUGGAGACGCUCAUCAAAGACAGAGGUGUGAACUCCUUCCUGUUCUUCAUGGCCUACAAAGACAGAUACCAGAGCUCCGACUCUCAGCUCUACGAGGCGUUUGGGAUCCUGCGGGAUCUCGGAGCCAUCGCUCAGGUCCACGCUGAGAACGGUGACAUCAUCGAUGAGGAACAAAAGAAGCUUCUCAGUCUCGGCAUCACAGGACCUGAAGGACACGUCCUGUCUCGUCCUGAGGAGGUGGAGACAGAGGCGGUGUAUCGCGCCAUCACCAUCGCCAAACAGGCCAACUGCCCGAUCUACAUCACCAAAGUAAUGAGCAAAUCUGCUGCUGAUGUCAUCGCCAAAGCCAGGAAGAAAGGUAUGGUGGUGUACGGGGAGCCAAUCACAGCCAGUCUGGCAACUGACGGCUCUCACUAUUGGUCCAAAGACUGGGCCACAGCUGCUGCCUUCGUCACGAGCCCGCCCCUCAACCCGGACCCCUCGACUCCUCAGUACCUGACCUCUAUGUUAGCAUGUGGAGACCUCCAGGUAACGUCCAGCGGUCAGGCCAGCUUCUCCACGGCUCAGAAAGCCGUCGGUAAAGACGACUUCACUCUGAUCCCAGAGGGAACUAACGGCAUCGAGGAGAGGCUGUCGGUGGUCUGGGACAGAGCUGUGUCUACGGGGAAAAUGGAUGAAAACGAGUUUGUCGCAGUUACGAGCACCAAUGCUGCAAAACUCUUCAACAUUUACCCUCGCAAAGGGCGGAUCGCUGUUGGUUCUGAUGCUGACAUCGUCAUCUGGAACCCAAAAGAGACUCAAACUGUUUCUGCAAAGACUCACAACCUGACGGUGGAGGUGAACAUCCUGGAGGGUUUGGAGUUUCGUGGCAUGGCUUCGGUGGUGAUCAGCGGCGGUCGAGUUGUUCUGGAUGAUGGAAAACUCAACGUGAUGGAAGGUUCAGGACGCUUCGUCCCCAGGAAGGCUUUUCCCGACGCUGUGUACAGGAGGAUCAGAGCUCGCAGCAAGAUGGCCGAGGCUCGAGGUGUCCCCCGUGGAAACUAUGAUGGUCCGGUCCAUGAUGUCAUCAGUAUGACUAAGUCGGUCCCGCCCACUCCGACCACCAGAGGGACCGCCUGUCCCAAAAUCCCAAUUGGCCCCCGAAACCUCCACCAAUCAGGAUUCACCCUGGCAGGAUCUCAGGUUGACGACCACAUACCACGACGCUCCACUCAGAAGAUUGUGGCGCCACCUGGAGGACGAUCCAACAUUACAUCCUUAUCUUAA
Molecule: messenger RNA, 1965 nt
Organism: Scomber scombrus (Atlantic mackerel)
Lineage: Eukaryota; Metazoa; Chordata; Actinopteri; Scombriformes; Scombridae
Product: dihydropyrimidinase-related protein 4-like
Exons: 15
Coding region: 1-1965 (654 amino acids)
Cellular component (GO): cytoplasm; cytosol
Molecular function (GO): hydrolase activity, acting on carbon-nitrogen (but not peptide) bonds, in cyclic amides
Source: RefSeq, a predicted model, not a curated record